Phlebotomus argentipes is the source of this 1861-nucleotide messenger RNA. Its product is annotated as ubiquitin carboxyl-terminal hydrolase MINDY-3 homolog. Gene Ontology annotation, biological process: protein K48-linked deubiquitination. Bases 152 to 1534 code for a protein of 460 amino acids. The transcript is spliced from 3 exons. The record is from RefSeq and is a predicted model, not a curated record. Gene Ontology annotation, molecular function: cysteine-type deubiquitinase activity; K48-linked deubiquitinase activity. NCBI's taxonomy places the organism in Eukaryota, Metazoa, Arthropoda, Insecta, Diptera, Psychodidae.
GGUGUUUCGGGAUGCAUCAUGUCAGGAAGACGUCAAGUGUGGGACAUUCGAGAAAUUUUUGGUAGGAAAAAAUUUGCCAGUGAAUGACCAUUUUACGCAAUUUAGCGGUGAAAAUACUCUGUGACGGUGUAAAAAGUGAAACAGGGACAGGAUGGAGGAGCGGUUAGAUGAUCUAUCGACGAAGGAUCGGCAGGAAUUGCGCAAUAUCCGGACACUUCUUUGGGGCUCAAAUGAUGUCGAACAAACGAUCUUUGAGCGAUGGUCACAAGGGUUUGAGUUCAGUGAGUUGGAGCCAUCGGCCCUGGUGCAGUGUCAGGGCGGACCGUGUGCCGUAAUCGCCCCUGUGCAGGCCUUCCUCCUCAAGAUCCUCCUAAUGGAUACUCCAGGCUAUAGUUUCUAUGACCUCACGGCGGACAAAUGCAGAACAGUAUUGAUCCAGGCCAUCUGCAAUAUCCUGAUGAAGUGCAAGGAGACAAAGUACAGGAUAGUUACGCUUAGGGCGGCCGAGGAGGCGCCCGCAGACGAGGUGGACGCCGCCAGGGUGAAUGCCGCCGAUCCGGACGCGUCGCCCAGCAGUCCGCCAGCCGGAGAGGUGCCAGAGGCGCCGGAGCACCAGCCCGCGGUUUGGGAUCCCGACCAAUUCCACGAGAGGCUCACCAUUCAGGACAUGGAGACCAUCGAUGAGGUGGAGAAGUUCUACACGGAGAAUCCCGGCCUGUUGGCCGGGCAGUACGGCGUACUGCUGUUCCUCUACUCCGUGCUCGCGACAAAGGGCAUUGAGAACGUGGUGCAGGAGCUAAACGACACGUCGGAGCCCCUCAUUCACGGCACGUACGGGUACGGAUCGCAGGGUCUGAUCAAUCUCAUGUUAACAGGGAGGGCAGUGGCCCAUGUGUGGGACAAUGACGAGGAUGUGGGCGGGCUGAAGCUGCGCGGCAUCAAUCAGCAGUCGGACAUUGGCUUCAUCACCACGAUGGAGCAGAUGCGCUACUGCACCGUGGGCUCCUUCUACAAGAAUCCAAAGAACCCCGUGUGGGUGAUGGCCAGCGAAACGCACCUGUCCGUACUGUUCAGCACGGAGAAGCGCCUGGUGUCGCCAGAGACGCCCAGCGAGAUCGCCAGGAGGGUGUUCAAGAGCUACGAUCCGGAGGGAAACAAUUUCAUACCAUCUGUGGUGCUUCAAGAUGUACUCUGUACAUUGGAUUUGGUCAGUGAUAAGGAAUACGUUGAUAUUAUGCGUUCGAAGCUUGACCCGGAGAAUCUGGGCAUCAUCCUUCUGAAUGGCUUCAUGGACGAAUUCUUCCCCCAGGAGAAGCGCUCCAUGCCGGACACGUUCGUGCUGUGGCACUACAAUGGCAUCCCUGGCUCCAAUUUUGGCAGCAAGGUGAAGUACAAUCGCGGCGUGGCGAUUCUCCUGGAGAGUGACCUGAAGCUGAUGUGCAACAUCUCGAAUCCCAUGCUGAUGUGUCUGCAGACAAAGUGGCCAAACAUCGAGGUGAAUUGGCAGGAGAUGCGAACGCCGUCACUCAAUUGACCAACUCUCGGCCAGGACCUGAGGCUCCUGAGUGGCAACAAUUCACGCCCCAACUGAGAACCACUGCUAAAUCUUACCUUUCCGAUGAGUCUCCGACGGCACACACACACUUCACUAGGUUUCCCGCUUUUCCGCCUCCGUUCACCCUUCCCGAGCUAAAUUUUUAGUGGUUAAAUUGCAUAUUUAUUUAAGUUAUUUAUGUUGGCAGCACAAUUCAACGUUGCUUCCAUCGCGCCAUGGCUUCGCAGGCAGUUGACACUCGCCUCGGAUCUCGUGCAUUCACAGAUUUUCUGUAUAAUCAUUUUUAAGUGUAUAAUAAUUCUCACC